This is a messenger RNA of Aspergillus candidus, 1593 nucleotides long. Its product is annotated as cytochrome P450. Gene Ontology annotation, molecular function: heme binding; monooxygenase activity; oxidoreductase activity, acting on paired donors, with incorporation or reduction of molecular oxygen. Lineage: Eukaryota; Fungi; Ascomycota; Eurotiomycetes; Eurotiales; Aspergillaceae. The coding region runs from base 1 to 1593 and encodes 530 amino acids. The record is from RefSeq and is a predicted model, not a curated record. The transcript has 6 exons.
AUGGUCUUUUUUGAGGGGCUCGGUCAGUUCCCCGUCUUCACGGCGCUGACUGCAAUAUUUGCGUACCUCAUAGCAUGCAUGGUCUAUCGUCUCUACCUCAGUCCGGUGGCAUCUUUCCCGGGCCACCCCUUGGCAGCGAUAACAUGGUGUUAUGAAUUCUACUACGAUGCAAUUUGCGGAGGUCAAUAUAUCUUCAGAAUCAGGGAGAUGCACAAGAAGUUCGGCCCUAUUAUUCGCAUCAACCCCGAGGAGCUUCAUGUUGAGACGUCCGAAUUCUACGGCAAACUUUACACCUCGGGUCGGGAGAAGAGGAACAAAACUCUUCAAUUCAGUCGGCAGUUAGGGACCCCCAACUCGACCAUAGGUACUAUCGACCACGACUUGCAUCGCAUGCGUCGCUCCGCCCUCAACCCGUUCUUCUCAAAAGCAAGUAUACGGCGGUUGCAGCCUGUGAUAUGGACCCAAGUUGACAUCCUACUGGAACGGUUAGAAGAGUUCAAAAAAUCUGGCCGGCCACUCCGCAUGGACUUGGCCUACUUUGCGCUCACCAACGAUGUCAUCAUGGAGUACAGCUUCAACCGUUCGCUACACCGAUUGCAGAAAGUUGACUUCGAUUUGCCCGCAAAGGAGGCGUUGCUCGCUGCCAGCAAGAUUGUGCAUUGGAUGAAGCAUUUUCCCUGGAUUAUCCACGUUGCCCGGGUAAUUCCUUUGCGGAUCAUUUCGUGGAUCAACCCAGCAGUUGCGACCUUGCUAGAGGACGACAAAUCAUUUGCAAAGGAUAACAUGGUUCAGGUGCACGAGAUCAUGAACGGCACCGAUCGGUAUAAUGAGCACGGACACGCAACAAUUUUCCACGAGAUGAUCUCGAAUCCAACUUUGCCAGCCUCCGAGAAAGGCGUGUCCCGGCUUUCGGAAGAAGCCAAGAUAGUUGUCGGCGCAGGGUCCGAGACAACGGCUUGGGCCCUGACUUUAAUUACAUACUAUCUACUCAAACAACCGCACACUCUAUCGCGCCUUCGAGCCGAGUUGAUCGCCUCUAUCCCUGAUCCUCGGGCCCAUGUUGGCAUCGAGGGGCUGGAACAUCUUCCGUACCUCACUGCUGUGAUACAAGAGGGUCUGCGUUUCUCGUGCGGUGUGACUGGCCGACUGGCACGGGUCGCGCCCGAGGAAGAGCUGAUCUUCCACGACAGCAAGCGCCAAAAGGAUUGGCAUAUUCGACCAGGGACACCCGUCAGUAUGACUUCAGUUUUCGUCCAUAAUGAUCCCGCUAUCUUCCCAGAACCGACCAUGUUCCGCCCAGAGCGUUGGCUAGAGGCCAGCGAAGAGGGCCGAAACCUAGGCCGGUAUCUCGUGUCCUUCACGAAGGGUUCAAGACAGUGUGUCGGUAUCAAUCUGGCGUACGCGGAGCUUUUCAUUUGUGUCUCGACUAUUUUCAGGCGGUACAGUGGUACAGAUGAGGACGAGAGUGGGAAAGAAGGUAUACUGGACCUGUUUGAAACGACCAACGACGAUGUGGAUAUUGCGGCGGACAUGUUUCUCCCAUGUCCUAAAAAGGAGAGUAAGGGGAUCCGGCUGUUUGUCAAGGAUCCUUGA